UGUAUAUGCGGGGGAUAUGCGCAUGCAUGCUGCACGUCGGCGUACGUACGGUGCAAACCCGGAUACGUAAAUCUGAACUUGAAGAAUCAGGAAUUUUUGUUCUGUGAAUGAAAGACCACAAACGUUUGCAGGGCUAGCCAAAUCAACAAACAGCGAGAUACGUCUCAGAAGUAAACGGGGAACGAAAGUGACCGUGAACAACACAAGUCGUCUGAAGUGAUUAACACAGUAGUUGCCAGCGCACCAUGGACAAAUGGGUGAGCCGUCGCAGAGGCCAACAGACCGUGGUGCCCAGCUGUCGCUUGUUCUGCUUCCCCUGGGGUGGAGGUGGGACGGGAUUGUACUCAAGCUGGGCUAAACACUUCCCUGGAAGCAUAGAGGUGAAUCCCGUCUGCCUUCCGGGUCGUGAGUUCCGCUUCAAAGAAAAACCCUACUCCGAUUUGGAGUUGCUGAUCGCGGACCUCUGUGAAGCUUUACUGCCAACCCUGCAAGAAAAGCCUUUUGCCUUCUUUGGACACAGCUUGGGUGCCAUUAUUUCGUUUGAGUUGGCGUGCUACCUCAAAACACAUCACAACAUGGAACCAACGCACUUGUUUCUCUCUGGAGCAACUGCACCUUAUUCCACCGUCCGCCAAGAGAUGGUCUCCGAAAAGCCCGUGGACCAACUCACGGACGACGAGUUCUUGGCGAGACUUGAAAAGUUGGGAGGGACACCCAAGGAAGUCAUGGCCCGGCCUCAGCUGCUGAAAAUGUACAUUCCGUGCAUCAAGGCGGACCUGAUGAUGCUGCUACACUACGGCAAAGAAGCCCCACCAGAGCCGAUCCUCAGUUGUCCUAUCAAUUUCUUUGAAGGUGCCGAGGACACGAGCAGAAAUCACGACAUUGAGUGUUGGAAAACAGUCACGUCGGGUUCAUUUGAUGCCACUUACCUACCGGGGGGCCAUUUUUACCUCCAACAGGAAGAAAACUCUGGCAAGAUCAUCAAGAGUAUUUCCGAGAUACUCGCGUCUACGUAAAUCUGCAACUGUCAGGGUGACAGGUACUACACAAUUUUUUAUUUUUUACUGGAAGAAAUACAGAGUAAUAAUUCAAUCACAAAAAGUGGAAUCAAACUAAGCCACGCCCAGGAGGGGUGUGUCUUAGUUUUAUGGGCGGAGCCAAUUCAAGGCCAUGCAUAUUCGUAACAAGGUCACUAUUGGGUGAUGAAGCAUUGGAGCCAUUAAAUAAUAUUUCAUUCCACCUCUCGUAGUACUAUUUUUUUCUACUCGGAACUUUUUCAGAAAGAGUGCAGGUUGCCUCUUCGAGGGUUUAAAAAAAAAUGUUUUUGAGAAUAAUUCCUUUUUGCUUGUCUGACAUAAGAAGUUUAUUUUAAGCUAGAUUCAUUUGAAUGCGCAUAAUAUAUGCAUUUAUUUAAAUAAAAUAUCCAUAAACUGCCAUGCUGUAAAAAAAGAGACUUGCAACGCAAAUUCAAAUUCAAUUUGAUAAAUUUAUGAAAAAUAAAGAAUUGUAACCAGUUUGUUUGUUAUGGGCAGAGCUUUAUUCGUUCUUUUAAAAAAAGAAUAAGUUACAGAGUUAAACAAUAUAUACAUGUACAAAAUGUACAAUGUAAAAAUAUAUUCUUGAUAAUGCAAAAAUGCAUUUCAUUUACAUGACCUUUAUAAAAAAUAAUACUGUUAACAUAUUUGUACACAAGUUCUACAAGUACACCUUGAGAACGGAGAAAAGUGUGCUAGUUUAGCUUUAAAAUAGUUCGUUUGCAAAGUACAUCUUUAGUUGAUCAAAGUAUUUUCCUGAUUUGAGCGAGCAAAUUUAUUUAAGGACGCAAUACUGAAAAAAAAUUAUGCCCUAGAUUUAUAAAAAGGAGGUAAAAUCAACAGUGACAACUAAAUUUGGACUGAAUAAAAACCAACAUAAAUAUUCAUUUAAUAUUCAAUUUACGUGGACGGGGCUCUUGGUUGA
Patiria miniata (bat star) is the source of this 1959-nucleotide messenger RNA. RefSeq names its product S-acyl fatty acid synthase thioesterase, medium chain-like (gene olah). NCBI's taxonomy places the organism in Eukaryota, Metazoa, Echinodermata, Asteroidea, Valvatida, Asterinidae. The record is from RefSeq and is a predicted model, not a curated record. The transcript has 7 exons. Gene Ontology annotation, biological process: lipid biosynthetic process. The coding region runs from base 246 to 1016 and encodes 256 amino acids.